This is a messenger RNA of Spodoptera exigua (beet armyworm), 635 nucleotides long. The record is from the annotation of a GenBank genome assembly. NCBI's taxonomy places the organism in Eukaryota, Metazoa, Arthropoda, Insecta, Lepidoptera, Noctuidae.
AGUUGUCAAAAUGAUAUUAGUGAGGUUAUAAAAUAAAUUUGAAAAUUUCUAUUUUGUUUUGUUAACAAUUGUUAUAUAAAUUAGUUGUUACCCUCAAACGAAAUAAUAUCGGCGGCAAAAGAUGAAUUUCUUGCGUAGAGGUUUAUCGCUGCUUUCGAUUGGUAUCAAGGCGCAAUGUAAACAAAUACCAGUUCCAGCGCUGCCCGCUCCAACCGCCGCGGUGCCAACGUUCCAGCCACUAGGCAUACUGUCCAGAGCGAUGGCUUCGCUCAAUCAGAUGCAUAGAACAGGUCCUCACAUAAAAUUAAGGAAGUCUAGGAAUCCGCUCAAUGGAAACCCUUUUGCUAAGGGAGUCGUGCUAAAGACACUGAUAAAGAAACCAAAGAAGCCGAACUCUGCCAACCGUAAGUGUGUGCUGGUACGGCUCUCGAACGGCAAGGAGAUGGUGGCGUACGUUCCAGGCAUCGGGCACAAUCUACAGGAGCACAAUAUCGUGCUCGUCAGAGUCGGCAGGUUGAAGGACUGUCCUGGAGUGAAGCUGAAGUGUGUGCGCGGCAAGUACGACCUACCGCAAGUAAUCAAACAGAAAGUGUAGUUGCAACCUAGUCUAGUAACCUUAGUACAAUAUAUUACUU